GAUUAUUGUAUCGGUAAAAAACAUGUCCGCGAUCAAGUCAUUAAAUCCAAAAGCGGAGGUUGCAAGAGCCUCCCAGGCCUUAGCUGUGAAUAUAUCAGCAGCGAAGGGUCUUCAAGAUGUACUUAAAUCCAAUCUUGGACCAAGGGGCACUUUAAAGAUGUUAGUUUCUGGGUCUGGAGACAUCAAGCUGACUAAGGAUGGAAAUGUGUUGUUGCAUGAAAUGCAAAUCCAGCAUCCUACAGCCUCCCUGAUAGCGAGAGUGGCUACAGCCCAGGAUGAUAUUACUGGUGACGGAACUACAUCUAAUGUUCUCAUCAUAGGAGAGCUUCUUAAACAGGCUGACUUGUACAUCUCUGAGGGCCUUCAUCCACGUCUGAUCACUGAAGGUUUUGAGUUGGCACGUAAUAAGGCAUUAGAAGUUCUUGAGGCGGUGAAGGUCAAGCGUGAAAUUGAUCGUGAUACAUUGAUCCAGGUGGCCCGCACCUCACUGAGAACCAAAGUUCACCAAGAAUUGGCGGAUCUUCUCACAGAG
Ruditapes philippinarum (Manila clam) is the source of this 532-nucleotide messenger RNA. RefSeq names its product T-complex protein 1 subunit zeta-like. Gene Ontology annotation, molecular function: ATP hydrolysis activity; ATP-dependent protein folding chaperone; ATP binding. Gene Ontology annotation, cellular component: chaperonin-containing T-complex. The record is from RefSeq and is a predicted model, not a curated record. NCBI's taxonomy places the organism in Eukaryota, Metazoa, Mollusca, Bivalvia, Venerida, Veneridae. Gene Ontology annotation, biological process: protein folding.